Molecule: messenger RNA, 380 nt
Organism: Staurois parvus
Lineage: Eukaryota; Metazoa; Chordata; Amphibia; Anura; Ranidae
Source: the annotation of a GenBank genome assembly
CCCAACAUUGGUGUUGUAAGGAAUGGUGCCCCAUCAUUUGGUGUCGGUAGGAGGAAUGGUGCCCAUCAUUGGUGUUCUGUAGGAUGGAAUGGCUGCCCCACCAUUGGUGUCUGUAGGAGGAAAUGGUGCCCCAUCAGGGAAUCUGUAGGAGGAAUGGUGCCCCAUCAUUAAUGUCCAUGGGGGAAUAGUGCCCUAUUGUUGGUAUCAGUUGGAGGAAUAGAGCCCCAUUGUUGGUAUUCAAGGUAGGAAUGGUGCCCCAUCAUUGGUGUCUGUAGGAGGAAUGGUGCCCCAUCAUUGGUGUCUGUAGGAGGAAUGGUGCCCCACCAUUGGUGUCUGUAGGAGGAAUGGUGCCCCAUCAUUGGUGUCUGUAGGAGGAAUGG